UGGUUGCAGUAAGUAAAACUCAGUUUAUUGUGCAUGAAAUAAAUGUCCAAAACUACUUCCCUGGCAAAGUUACCAUAUUGGCACUUUUUAAAAGACAGAUCUGCUCUGAUCUAGUUGCCGUGGCCUUCAAUUUCUGGAUGACUAACUUGGAGGAAUUUACGCACUAUCCCUUCUUUGGAACAGUACUGUAUGUUGAAAUGCCAGGAGAGCAAGGGUCGCCCGAGGCUGCUUCUCUGACGUCCUUGUCUAAGGCAGCCCUUAGAUAAGCAGCUAGCUAAACAAACUCCGCAGGAGGUCUCGAUAGGCAAAUUCAUAAGCCUGUAUCUAGAAGCUCAAGUCUGACCCACUGAGCUAGGCCAAGUCUACCCAGCCCCCAGUUGUCAGUGUUCCCCUCCAGCGCCCCUGUGGAAAGGGCAGCCUCAGGCAGCGCCGGGCAAAUUCGGACCCCCUCCGCCGACCUCGCCGCGAGCCGGUGCCAGAACCGCCGUCUUUAGCUGGACCGCAGCCACACAGGGAAGACUUCAGCCCCAGAACCGACGGGACCCGGUCUCCAUCGGCGGCGGCCUUCAGCGAGCGGCGGCCUUCAGAGGAGCUCGCUCCAGCAUCUUGGCUACUCUGUCCCCUGGUCACGAAGAUGUCGGCCUCCAACGUCAGCUUGCUGCACGAGACCUGCAGGCAGGUCGCGGCCGGAGGGUGUGCAGGUCUUGUAGAAAUUUGCCUGAUGCAUCCCCUCGAUGUGGUGAAAACCAGGUUCCAGGUUCAGAGAAGUGUAACAGACCCACAGAGUUAUAAAAGCUUAAGAGACAGCUUUCAGGUGAUCUUCCGAACAGAGGGGUUGUUUGGCUUUUACAAGGGAAUUAUCCCACCGAUUUUAGCUGAAACACCAAAAAGAGCUGUCAAGUUUUCCACCUUUGAGCUGUACAAGAAAUUUCUGGGAUAUAUGUCACUAUCACCAGGGCUGACAUUUCCCAUUGCUGGAUUAGGAUCUGGACUAACAGAAGCCGUCGUGGUUAACCCUUUUGAGGUGGUAAAAGUUGGUCUACAAGUCAAUCGGAACAUGUUCACAGAGGUUAUCUUGCAGGCAAUCACAACUCUUGUGAGCUCAAGGGGGUGCUAGCCCUGUCAGUGUCCAGAAGACAGCUUUGUGACUAUCCUCCCAAACCUCUGGCUCUUACAGUCCUUCUGCCCUGUCUUCCAUGAUAUUCCCUGAAGCUUGAGAGUGAGUGGAAUGUGGACGCCCGUUUCGUGGCUGAGCAUUCCACUGCGAAGUAUGCACUGAGAUUCUACCCGCCAUGAGUUCCAUUAACCACAGUCUACACAAAGAAACUUCUCUGAUGGAGUCUGAGAGCUGUGUUCUACAAGUGAUAAUGGAUUCACCCAUUGGGCUGUGAGCUCCCCAACCAUGGACCCAUGGGAGAUUUACAGUGGCAGGCAUGGGUUUCCUCCUGUGGCACAGGCUUUAAGUCCAAUGAGAAAGUGCUUAGUUACUCCAUAUAAUAUUUAUGCCACUGUAUUUUUAAAAUAUCUAUUGACAAGUUGUGGCUUUUUUUAAAUUACACUUUUCAUUUCACCAUCCUGGUUACUGACUCGGAAAUAAGUAAUUUUUGUGUUUUCAUAUAUUCUAGAUAUUACCCUGCAUCAAGUAUAGCUAGAAAAGACUUUUCUCCGGUUCUUUAGGCUGUCUGAUCGCUGCUGAUAGUGUCAUUUGCUGUGCAGAAACCUUUAGUUUCAUGUAUUCUCAUUCAUUGAUUCUUGGAUUUCUAUAGUUUUAUGCAAGAGAGUUUUAUGCACAGUUAUUGAAUAUACUCAAGGGUAUUCCCUGGAUUUUCCUAUAGAAGUUACAGAUUUUAAAGUUUUAAAAUAACCUCUUAAAAUAAAAUAAAAUAAACUCUUUCAUUUUGUUUUAUUCUGUGUACACGCUCUGCCUGCAUGGGUCCAUGCACCAUAUGCAUGAUUGGUGCUGGCAAAGUCCAACACCAUUUAUUGACGUGCUGUCAUUUUUUCUUGACUCUUUGGCCAUGCUAUAUGGGUUUAUCUCUUGUUCAUCUAUUCUAUCGUUCUACCUAUGUGAUUUUAUGUUGACAGCAUGCAUUUUUGUCACUAUACUUCUGUAGUUUAUUUUGAGGAACAUUUAUCCACUGUUGGUGACAGUAUAAACUAGUAAAACAACUAUAGAAAUCAGUAUGGCAGACCCUCAAAAAAUUAAAAAUAGAGCUACCAUGUGACCCCAUACACCACUCCUGGGCAUACCCAUAAAAAAACUCUAUAACCCAGCACAGACUUCUAGUAAUGAGGGACACAAAGCCGGAUUCCCCAAUCCUCUGGGGAUAAUUGACUAAACCAGGCAAGGCCUCAAGUCGAGAUAUUGGGACACCAACCCACCAACAAAACCUUAAACCUUCAGUUUGUCCUACCUUCAGAAUGUUCUGGGACUGGAGCCUAGCAUCAUCAUCAUGAGAGAGACCAGAGAGACUCCACACAGCAACUGUGUGGCACAGACUCAGAGUUCCAGAGCCAAACAUUAGGCAUAGCUCAGGGGAUCCUGCUGAGGAGGCAAGGAAGGAUCAUCAGAGGAACCAGAUGGGUCAGGAACACCACAAGAACAUAGCACACAGAAUCAACUGACCAGGACUUAUGGGGGCUAGCAGAAAUAAGGGAGUCGAUACUGGUCUGACAUAGGUCCUCUGCAUAUUCGUUAUGGCUCAGUAGCUUGGGGACUUUCUAACAGUAGGUGCGGAGGCUGUCUCUGACCCUUUGUCUGCUUGUGGGACCCUGUUCCUCCUACAGGGUUGCCUUGUCCAGCCUUGAUGUGACGGUAUAUGCCUCGUCUUAUUGUAGCUUGUUAUGCUGUAUGUUUGAUGUCCCUGAGAGACCUGCUCCUUUAUGUGGGGAAAUGGAGGCAGAGUGAAACUUGGAGAGAGGGUUUGGAGGGUAAACUGCAGUCAGGAUGUAAUAUAUGA
Messenger RNA from Rattus norvegicus (Norway rat), 2960 nucleotides. The record is from RefSeq and is a predicted model, not a curated record. NCBI's taxonomy places the organism in Eukaryota, Metazoa, Chordata, Mammalia, Rodentia, Muridae.